This is a messenger RNA of Exaiptasia diaphana, 4155 nucleotides long. RefSeq lists its product as uncharacterized. The record is from RefSeq and is a predicted model, not a curated record. The transcript has 10 exons. Bases 1 to 4155 code for a protein of 1384 amino acids. Lineage: Eukaryota; Metazoa; Cnidaria; Anthozoa; Actiniaria; Aiptasiidae. Gene Ontology annotation, biological process: double-strand break repair via homologous recombination; regulation of DNA-templated transcription.
AUGUCUAAAUGGAUUCAUCCAAAAUAUAAUGAACAGUGCAAAAAUAACGCUCCUUCUUCGACAAGCUCGACAUUUAUUGAUAGUAGAAAGGUUCCUCGUGGUUUUUGGUUAACUUUAUUCAAUGAUAAAUGCCCAAAAGGACUUGGAMAAACCAGUGAAAAAUUAGCGAAUGACAACGACCUCUCUUGCGAGGACUUUCUUGAACAAAUUGGUGAUUCUGACGAGUUUAAUGUUGAACKUGGACUUCAAAAUGAGCUCMCUUACCAGUCAAUAUCACCWGUCACAGACGAAGAUAAAGCAAAGAGUCAAGAUGAUUUAAAUGGUGUUUGCAGUGAGGGCAAACAAGUUUCCAAUCAAGAAUGCCAAGGAUUCAAAACACCAGUUCUAGAGAAGCACAARAGUUCUAGCUGUGAAGUGUCAACUCCUUAUCUGUUCAGCCCUGACCUACUGAGUCAAGGUACUCAAGAUGCUGUCUGUACCCCUAAAGAUUACCAUGGAACAGCAUAUGAACAUAAAUCAACUGGUUCACAGUCACUCCAGGCAAUAAUACCAUCUCUUGACAAUAAUGGUGUCAACAKUAUAUUCCAGUCAAGUCCAGACAUUCUUGAUCUGAUGGUAGCAGAGAAGAGACCAAGAAGUAGCCUGGCAUUUCUAUCUGAUGGUAAUUCUGAUGACAGUAUAGAUGAAUGGUCUGAUKCCAUGGCAACUCCUCCAAUGCACUGGAGUCCAUCACAAGGAUCUGCAGAAGAUAAUAACACCGAUCAACAGAACCAAGAAAAGAAUGUUGCCAGGACACUUUUCAAAGGAACAAGCAAAGAAAUAUCUCAAGGUUUAGGAAUGUCAGGAUUUUCUAUCUUGGAUUCAUGUGAAGAAAAACUAGAUAAAUCACAUAGAGUUUUAACUGGAAAACAACUUGUGGAGGUUUCAUCCUUGUCACAUGAUGAUUUCCUACCAAAGGUUAUAAAUGGAAGUACUUUAGUKAAUGAACAAUCUAUUAGUAACAAAUCAAACCAAGAGGACUAUUUACCACUACAAGAGAAUCAAACAGUGAUAAAAAGUGAUGSAUCAGAGGUAGCCAAUACAUCCCUCAAUGCCACAUUAACAAUGUUUCCACCAACUUUACCCUGCAACAGCCCACUUUCUCAAGAAACUACACUUUUAUCAGAGCUUGCRCAGUCCACACCUAAUGCAUCAGUUUCUAAAAGCAAUAGGAACAUUGAAGAGAGUGAUAAAUGUAGAAUUAWAGUUAAAAGAAACAACAGUAAGAACAGCAUGCGUCACAGGUCGACUAGAGGUUCUCCAUUCUUUACAAAGAGUCUGUCAAAUGAACAAAAAGACAAGGCAAGYCAAGAUACUUGURAUUCCYCACAUGACUUGUCAGUGCAARYCCCUAAGACGUCAAGUGUUUGUGGGAUAAUAGACAGGGUAACAAAUGCAAAAGAUGUCAGUGACRUUUCAGUUGGAUCGCUUUCCAAGUCCUUGGAGCAAGAGAUGGUAAAACAAGCAGAAAUUGCUUCAACUGCAACAGUUUGUUUCACAUCAGGUGAAAAUAGUACUGAGAGCGACACAAGACAUCAAAACGUACGUGACAGGAAAGAUCAAACACUUGAGUCAAAUGACUUAAGCAGUUGUUCUCACGAAAAAGAAACCAUAUUCUCUCACAAUGAUAAUGACGCUCUAGAAGAAAGAUGUAUUAGGAAAACCAAUGCAACUCGUGUUGAAACAAUCAWACAACAGAAACGGAAAAGCCCUUCUCCGGUUCUUUCAGUUAAGAGGUCAUCUAAAUUAAAAMGAUUUUCUUAUCCAAAUGCAAAACACUCGAGAGAUUUCAAAACUGACUACACAAAUAGCAACUUGAUUCAGAAAGAAAAGGAACCCUCGGAAAACCUUUUACAUAAAAAUGAGUCUUAUAAAAAGAAYGCAAAAGACRAUGUGAGCUUCAAACUCUUGGRAAAUACACAGAAAAUCGUGUUAACMUCAGAAAAUCGCGUUAACYUGUAUCAAGAAACAGAAAUGCCACUUGAGACCUUUGAGCAAACUAAAGACGAAAAAAAUGUCAAGUCAGAUGAAAAAUGUACCGACCAAAAAGACAAGGAAGUGGAGUUUGAGCAAACCGACUCUGAAAAUGAUAUCCUGGCUGAAGAAGUUACAGACCGCACCCUUAUGAUGGUUCCUGAAAGCACAACCCCAGCAUGUGAGCAAUUGUUUGACAUGGAUGCUCUAAGCCAGUUCCCAUACGAAAUGUCAUCACCGCCUGUUAACAGGAGCAAUGAGAGUCAAAAGCUCGACCAAAAUGGAACUUCUCCUGACCAAAAUGCAGAUAUUAAGUUGAAUAAAAGCUGGUCUGAAAUAGAACCGGUAAACAAUUAUGGCCCAAUGACAGGCAAAUCAAGUGUUAGUGCUAUGGCAGAUGGCAGUGCUGCCUCUACGAAUUUUCAACAGCAUUCCACGUCGGGAUUCAAGACUGCAAGUGGCAAGGAUGUCAAUAUCUCAGAAGAAGCUUUGAAGAAAGCAAAAGCCAUGUUUGAAAUGGAAAAUCAACAACCGAGUGCUGCCUCUUCAAAUUGUAAACCGUCUUCCAUGACAGGAUUCAAGACUGCAAGUGGCAAAGAUGUCAAUAUCUCAGAAGAAGCUUUGAAGAAAGCAAAAGCCAUGUUUGAAAUGGAAAAUCAACAACCGAGUGCUGCCUCUUCAAAUUGUAAACCGUCUUCCAUGACAGGAUUCAAGACUGCAAGUGGCAAAGAUGUCAAUAUCUCAGAAGAAGCUCUGAAGAAAGCAAAAGCCAUGUUUGAAAUGGAAAAUCAACAACCGAGUGCUGCCUCUUCAAAUUGUAAACCGUCUUCCAUGACAGGAUUCAAGACUGCAAGUGGCAAAGAUGUCAAUAUCUCAGAAGAAGCUCUGAAGAAAGCAAAAGCCAUGUUUGAAAUGGAAAAUCAACAACCGAGUGCUGCCUCUACGAAUUGUACUUCGUUUUCCACCUCAGGAUUCAAGACUGCAAGUGGCAAAGAUGUCAACAUCUCAGAAGAAGCUUUAAAGAAAGCAAAAGCCAUGUUUGAAAUGGAAAAUCAACAACCAAGUGCUGCCUCUACAGAUUGUACUUCGUCUUCCAUGACAGGGUUCAAGACUGCAAGUGGCAAAGAUGUCAAUAUCUCUGAAGAAGCUCUAAAAAAAGCAAAAGCUAUGUUUGAAAUGGAAAACAAACAAUCAAGUACUGUCUCUGCGAAUUGUAAACCGUCUUCCACGUCGGGAUUCAAGACUGCAAGUGACAAGGAUGUCCUGACUAUCUCUGAAGAAGCUAUGAAGAAAGCAAAAGCCAUGUUUGAAAUGGAAAAUCAACAACCAAGUGCUGCCUCUACAGAUUGUAAACCGUUUUCCAUGACAGGAUUCAAGACUGCAAGUGGCAAAGAUGUCAAUAUCUCUGAAGAAGCUUUGAAGAAAGCGAAAGACAUGUUUGAAAUGGAAAAUCAAGAAUUUAGUGCUGGCUCUGUGAGUUGCACAUCGUCUUCCAUGACGGGAUUGAAAACAGCAAGUGGUAAAGAUGUCAGUUUCUCAGAAGAAGCCUUGAAAAAAGCAAAAGCUAUGUUUGAUACAGACAAUCAAGAGCUUAAGCACACGUCAACUAAACUUUCAAAAACUGUUUGCGCAGAGAAAAACACUUGUGUAAAAGGGGCAUACCAGACAUUAACUGACGURAAGCAAGAUCAGGAAGUCCCUUCAGAAAGCAAAGCAAAGUUACUAAAUUCAAGCUGUCAAAAAGCACCAAUACAUGUUGAGAACACCAAAACGCCCUCUAAUUCCCCAGCUACAGAMAUAGACGACCAUUUAACAAGAGAGAUUUUAGAAAGUUCUGCUGCGCUACUUGCAGAUGAGUCAUUUACUGACCUUACCGAUUGCCUUGGUCACGAAGAGAAAACAAUUCCUGUACCAGUCAGAAUUCCAGAGAAAGUAGAGCGUAGUUCUGGUGRUAAGGUUAUGAGAACUCCAUGUCACUCAGAACCAUAUCUAAAGAGAGAAGCACUAAUGUCCAAUGCAAGAAAGCGUUAUAAAUCAUUUUUAAUGGAUGAAGAAUUGGCGAACUCACCUUCCAUAAUUUCAAGAACAUCUCUKAAACCAUCCAAACCAUCCCCUUCRUGUAAGUUCAGUAUUUCCWUGUAA